This is a messenger RNA of Penicillium soppii, 429 nucleotides long. RefSeq lists its product as uncharacterized. The record is from RefSeq and is a predicted model, not a curated record. The transcript has 3 exons. Lineage: Eukaryota; Fungi; Ascomycota; Eurotiomycetes; Eurotiales; Aspergillaceae. Bases 1 to 429 code for a protein of 142 amino acids.
AUGGUAAACCACUCUGCCGGCCAAUUGAUUAAAAGGCUCAUAUGCACAGCCAUUGCCAGUGGAUCCGACCCAAGCUACGAGAGACAGCAGGGAUCAAUCACAAGAGGCAUGCAGAAGGAAGCUCGAAUACGUCGACGUGACCUUGAGAGAGGAGAGGAGGUCCUUCAGCACCACCCUAUAAGUCCACUUGCCACGGCUUCGAAUGAAUCAGAGAUACUCUCACCAGAUGGAGAAACAAAUUUGACCAAUAACGAAGCUAACAGAAAGGAAAUAUCAAGACGAGCGCGUUUGGAGGAAUCCCUUUGGUAUGCGGGACUUGAAUCUGAGCAGAUGUUUGGCCCACUGGACGCGGUAUUCGAUGGAUUUGGGGGACCAUCUCUGACAUUGGACUCUCAAGAACUUGAGCAAUUAUACACGGAACAAUUAUAA